UGACACUGAAUACCCAGAUCAAGGACGCUUUUACAUAGCAACGAAAAAGACUUGUAGAAAACUUUAGGAAGAUACACAAUGUCUGGGGGUAAACCGUUGUCGAAAGCUGAUCUGAUUCAACUGGGAGAAUCAAGAGAAUCUUGGUGUGCAGUUGAAAUGAAAAAAGAGCAAGCCUGGUGUAGAAAACAGAGACAGCACUAUCCAGAACAAUUCAGCAGCACUGUGUUUGAGCAGCAGAUACCUGGAUAUGAGCCUCGCUGUACCUUUGAAGUAGAUGCACCAACACACAGAGAGCGCAAACAUUUCCCUGAUAAAUAUGAAUGCCAACUGAAAAUCUAAAUAAACCAGGUUAAAUAUUCUGAAACUGUGAGAAGGGAAACAAUCUUUUAUCCUUAAAAGUUAAAUUCCAGAGAAGAAAAAAGGAGACUUUUAUGGAUCAUUUAUAACAUUUAAUUUCUUUUUAUAUAUUACAACACUGGCAUUCUAAUAUUUUUACAAUGGCUAUGCCUGGGAAAAUGAAAUCAUAACCAAUGUUUAUCAUAUCUACAUUAAUUUUGUAUUUUUUUUAUCAUGCAAUCAUACUUCAUUUUAAAAGAAUAUUUCAUUAUUAUGUAAUUCCAUGUGUGCAUGGUAGAAAAAAUAAGGAGACUAUUUAUUAAGUUUGUUUUAUUCUAAAAGAAGAAAACAAUGAAAUUGUAUCUAUAUAAAUAUAUAGCACCAGUAUUAUGAUGUACAUUCUAGUUUCUUUAUACCAGACAGUAUUACAUAUACACUGCACUUUACACAAGAACUUUCAUAAUAUUUUUCAGUAUUGCUCUAUAUUUCUGAUUUUUUGCUCACAAUUUUAAGUGUUAAUAAAUUAUUUAUACAUA
Molecule: messenger RNA, 872 nt
Organism: Saccostrea cuccullata (small rock oyster)
Lineage: Eukaryota; Metazoa; Mollusca; Bivalvia; Ostreida; Ostreidae
Product: protein SPATA45 homolog
Exons: 2
Coding region: 79-339 (86 amino acids)
Source: RefSeq, a predicted model, not a curated record